GUGACAACCCGGAAGUAAACUCGUACAGUGAGGAAGGAGCAUGUUGAAGAUGCUGCAGCCUUCUUUCUGACAAAUAAAACUUCUUUUUGUCCAUGAAUAUGGCUUCAAUUAUCAAAGAAACACAGAGCAUAAAAGAAGCUGUGAGAUUCAUCAACUCCAUUGACGUGAAUAAGUUCUCCAGGCUGAUCUCGCGCAUCAUCCAGAGACUCCACCUGAAGGGAGAGAGGACCUUUAGUGAAGAAGAGGAGCAGAAGCUAGAGUCUGCUUUGUCUCUCGAUAAACAAGCUCUGAGCCUUGUUUUGGAGACCUCAGCUUUCAUUUUGGAACAGGCUGUGUACCAUAACGUGAAGCCGGCGUCUCUACAACAGCAGUUGGAGUCUGUUAAUUUAAACCAGGACAAAGCUGAAGUCUUUGCUCAAACCUGGGCCAGUGCUGGACCCGAGCUGGUGGAGAAACUAAAGCACAAUAUCUUUGCACCCAAGAAGCUGGAAUACGUGGGGUGGCAGUUGAAUUUGCUGAUGGCCCAGUCCAGCCAGUCCAAGAUGAAGUCUCCCAGUGCUGUGCUCCAGCUCGGGCUCCGUAGUGAGGACUCAGAGGCUCAGGAAAACGUCUUUGUAGAGUUCAACCACCAGGAGCUGCUUGAGUUCUAUAACAAGCUUGAAACUGUCCAAGGCCAGUUGGAUUCCCUGACAUGAAGUGGGGUGGUCUUUGCUUUGACCACGCACCUGCACCGGGCUGUUAUUGCUGCAAGUCUAAACAGCUGCUCUGCUCCACCAGUGCCAUUUUAUUUCUGAUUCAUUACAGACAAAUUGUGACCAAAUCUGAAUACUAGUACGACUAAUACUACAUGUGUUUUUCUGUCUUUAAGUUGGAAACUCUUUGUUUGACUGAACUAUGAUAACAAAGCUACAAAACAAUAUGUCCAGUCAGACUUUCUUCUAGGGAUACAUUGAUCUGACUUUUUCAGUACCGAUACUGAUUUCUUUUUAGCUUUAUGUAUCUGCCAAUACCCGAUAUCAAUAGGUACAAGUGCAGAGACUGAAAAUAGCAUUAAUUUCUUUUGGAAAAAAGUAAAAUAAGUGCCAUGUAGCUGUUAUUUAUCUCUCAAGUAACCACAGAGUCAAUAAAAGUUCAAACAUUCUUUCUUACAAACCAUAAUUAGUCUUCUUGCAUCGAUUUAUAUGUUAUAUUAUAUAUUUUCAGAAGAUCAGUGCAUCCCUCGUAUCCUAGUAACUAUUUUGUCCUUAAGUAGUUUUAUAAAAUAUUAUCUCACUUGUUCAUAGUGAUUUGUUUGCUUUUUGUGCAUGCUCCCCAUAAAUAGUUUUCACAUCCUCUUAACAGUAUGCAUAGUAUCUUGUAUUUAAUGUACAUUUCACAUUAAAUAAAUAACUUUUUUCAGUUUCA
Messenger RNA from Boleophthalmus pectinirostris (great blue-spotted mudskipper), 1404 nucleotides. It is a transcript of the gene commd10, whose product is annotated as COMM domain containing 10. Lineage: Eukaryota; Metazoa; Chordata; Actinopteri; Gobiiformes; Gobiidae. The record is from RefSeq and is a predicted model, not a curated record. The transcript is spliced from 7 exons. Bases 93 to 695 code for a protein of 200 amino acids.